AUGGAGUCGGAAGCAGAACUUGGCGAUGGCCAUCUUAGCGACGAAAUUGGUAUUCGUCGGCGAUCAGCAUCUAUCUCAGAUGACUAUUCGGUGCAAAAAACAAAUGAUGAUGCUACUGAAUGCAAAUAUAUUGCAUCUAAACUUAAUUACUUUAAUGAUACUUUCAUCCAUCACUUCAUACUCACUGGUGAAAGUAAUCUUCGUCGUGAUCCAGAGAUUUCACGUGGUUAUUGGGCUCGAGUAACAGCAAUUAAGGCUAUUGUGGAUGCAUUUGUGAAAUUCCAGAGUUAUUCCGGGAGAUGCCAAGUUAUUAGUAUUGGUGCAGGAUUUGAUACUUUAUAUUGGAGAUUGAGAAAGGAAGGAAAACAAUUCCAUCGUUAUGUUGAAGUAGAUUUCAGUUCUGUUACAGCCAAAAAAAUUAGACAGAUAAAAAAAGCUGGUCCAACUGAUCUUGCUGCUCUGUUUUGUGAAGAACCAAAAGAAGCAGAACAUUCAGACUUGCAUGCCGGUGACUACCAUCUUAUUGGUGCAGAUUUGAGACAGUUAAAUGAAUUCAAAGGAAAACUUGAACGCUGCAGCUUGGAUUCUGAUAUUCCUACUUUAUGUAUCGCGGAAUGUGUUCUUGUGUAUAUGGGAAUGGACGAGAGUCAUGCACUUCUCUCAGCAUUGAUCACUUGGUUCAAAACUAUUUUCUUUCUGAAUUACGAGCAGGUAAAUAUAAAUGAUACUUUUGGUAAAGUGAUGGUAUCGAACUUGAAUUAUCGUGGUAUCAUCUUACCUGGACUUCAUACUUGUGAAAGUUUGAAUACUCAGAGAAUGCGUUUUCUUAGCAGUGGUUGGGUGACUGUUGUUGCUAAGACCAUGCGGGAAAUUUACGAUCACGAUAUUCCUCCUAGUUACAUCGAGAGGAUUGAGAAGCUGGAAUUGUUAGAUGAAAAGAUCUUACUUUCACAACUUCUUGAACAUUACUGCUUUGUAAUUGCUUCGAACAGUGAUCAUGUGCUUAGUUUUGAUUGGCAGUGA
This is a messenger RNA of Thelazia callipaeda (thelaziosis nematode), 1023 nucleotides long. The record is from the annotation of a GenBank genome assembly. Lineage: Eukaryota; Metazoa; Nematoda; Chromadorea; Rhabditida; Thelaziidae.